AUGGAUUCUACAACGUCUCAGCAGCAUCAACAACAUAAACAGCACAAAAAUAAGAAAAAGAAGUCCAAAAAUGAUGAUUCUACUGUGACUUCAGCUAAAGGAAAAACUCACAACUUGAAGGCAUUUGCUUUGAAAUCUGCAGUUAAAGCUGAACGUUCUUACAGACGAAAGCAGGACAUCAUAGCCAAACGAGAACAUGCAGCCCAAGUGGACCGAACUCCUAUUGAGCCACCACCAGCAGUUGUCGCCGUUGUUGGCCCGCCAAAAGUGGGCAAGACCACAUUGAUUCGGAGUCUCAUUCGCAAUUACACACGUCAAAAUAUUAGCCAAAUCAAUGGGCCAAUCACGGUGGUCAGUAGCAAAAAUCAACGCCUGACCUUUAUCGAGUGCAACAAUGAUAUCAACAGCAUGAUUGACGUUGCUAAAGUUGCCGACCUAGUGCUGCUUAUGGUGGAUGCUAGUUUUGGCUUUGAAAUGGAAACUUUUGAAUUUCUCAACAUUUGUCAAUCACACGGGUUUCCUCGUAUUAUGGGCGUCCUCACCCACUUGGACGUGAUCACUAAUCCAAAGAAACAACGACGUACUAAGAAACAACUGAAGCAUCGUUUCUGGACUGAAAUAUAUGCUGGAGCCAAACUCUUCUACCUGUCGAAACUACUGCACAAUGAAUAUCUGAGAAACGAAGUGCACAACCUUGCGCGGUUUAUCUCUGUGAUGAAGUUUAGACCCCUUCAAUGGGUGAACAGCCAUCCGUACAUGGUGGCUGACCGUGUUGAAGACAUCACCAAUCCGGAAGAUAUUCGGAAAAACGCCAAAUGCAAUCGGCGGGUGUGCCUUUUUGGCUACUCGAGAGGAGCCAACUUUAAAGCCAAUCAGGAAGUUCACAUUCCCGGUUGUGGUGAUUUCACUCUCAGCAACGUGAGCUUCAUUCCUGAUCCAUGUCCACUGCCCAACAAAAACAAUGGAGUAAAGAAGCGAAAAUCGUUAAAUGAAAAAGAUAAGUGCAUCUACGCUCCCAUGAGUGGAGUGGGCGGAAUUGUUUUCGACAAAGAUGCCAUAUACAUCGACCUAGGGGGCAGUCACUCAAACGACCCGAAUGGCGCAGAACAGUCGUCCGAAGACCAGCUCGUCUCUGCUCUCAAUCAGAGCGAAGCUCUCGAUGAGCAACUUGCUUCCACUGAAAUGAAACUUUUUUCAAACACUUUGCCCGUCACUUAUGAUGAUGCUCAGAUAUUUGCCAAUGGAAAACCUGAACGUGUUCGGCGAAGAGUAGCUUUCAACACUGAAGAUGGAUCUGGUGGUGAGGAAGAGGAUGACGAAGAGGAGGAGGAGGAGGAGGAAGAAGAAGAAGGUGACGAUAAAUCGAUUGAUGAUGACGAUGAUUCGGACGCAGACGAAAAGCAGGAGCUUGAAGAAAAUGACGAAGAAGUAGAUGAGCAAUAUCAGUUUGAUAGCUCCGAGGAUGAAGAUGACGCGUUUGGCAUGGAAACGGAGAGAAAAAAUAGCUGGAAAGAUGAUUUGCAGAAAAAAGCAUCAGAGGCAUUCUACGAGAGAAUUGCUCGCGUGGACAACAUUCAAAAGAUAGUGUACGGUAGCUUUUCUCUCGAAGAGGAUGCAACUGCUGCUGAAAACGGAAAAGAGCUUUCUGAUGGCCUUUUCAAAAUGGUUGAAGUCAAGGACAAUGUCCACAACAUGAAGUUUACGCUCAACUCUUUAGAGUGCACUAAAUUCCCAGACGACUUGCUUAUUGACUUUUCUUCAAAAUCUAAACUUAAAUUCAUCCGUGAUUGUUUUGUCACUGGCAAGUGGGAUAAGGAUGAAGACGCAGAAAAGGUUUUGGCAAAAGAUGACAAUGCUCGUAAACAGAUCCUUGAUGAUGGUGACAUGGAAGAAGACGAGGAAUCUGUGUACGGAGACUUUGAAGACUUGGAAACAGGGAAAGUCUUUUCUGCUCAGAACUCUGACGAAAAGGCAGCAGAAAACGGUGAUACAAGUGAAGCAGAUGCUGACGACGACGACAAUGACGAUGACGACGAUGACAAUGAUGAUGAGCGAAUCAGACAAAAGAAGAUGCGAAAGGAGCAGUUUGACGACGAGUACGAUAAUCUAAAAAGCUCUGAUGUUAUAAAUCCUGAGGAAAAGACGUUUUUGGAUUUGGAAAGAGAAAAAAUGAAACAACAAAGCGAGUUGAAUCGCCAAGAGUUUGAGCACUUGCCUCAAGAGCAGCGAGUGCACUAUGAGGGCUUUCGCGCCGGCCUUUAUCUUCGCGUGGAAAUUGAGGACGUCCCACACGAGUUCAUUGACAACUUUGACCCAACUUUCCCUAUUGUCAUCGGCGGCCUGCUGAGUGGCGAGUCACAGAUUGGCUACGUCCGCGUGCGAAUUAAGAAACACCGAUGGUAUGGGCGAAUUCUCAAAAACCGCGAUCCUCUUAUUAUUUCGAUGGGCUGGAGACGCUUCCAGACACAGCCGCUCUUCUCCGUAGAAGACCACAAUGGACGAAAUCGAUUGCUCAAAUACACACCUCAGCACAUGCACUGUCUGGCCACAUUUUGGGGUCCAGUGACGCCGCAGAACACGGGCUUUAUCGCUUUGCAGAGUGUCUCCGAAAGGAGCUCGGACUUUCGUAUUGCAGCCACCGGUGUUGUGCUGGAUCUCGACAAGUCGGCGCAGAUUGCCAAAAAGCUGAAGCUCAUCGGCAAACCGGUGAAGGUCUUCAAGAAGACGGCAUUCAUCAAAGACAUGUUCAACAGUGCGCUGGAAGUGACUAAAUUUGAAGGUGCCGCUCUUCGCACUGUCAGCGGAAUUCGGGGACAGGUGAAAAAGGCCAUCAAAUCGCCUAUCGGAGCUUUUCGAGCCACCUUUGAGGACAAAAUAUCGGUCAAUGAUAUCGUCUUUUUGCGUAGCUGGUUCACCGUGCCUAUACCAAAAUUUUACGCAACUGUGACUUCGUUACUACUGCCACCGGCAGAGAAAACGCAGUGGACAGGAAUGAAGACGGUUGGCCGACUACGCUUCGAGCAGGGAAUCAAAGCGCCAAACAAUCCACAGUCGCACUACACUGAAGCUAAGCGGAAGGAAUUUCACUUUAAGCCCUUCAACAUUCCGAGCAAACUGCAGGAGCAGCUGCCGUACAAGUCCAAACCCAAACUGAGCUCACGUAAAGUGAACACUAUUCAGCGAGUGGCCGUUAUUAAGGAUUCACAUGAACGGAAGACCGAUAAUCUAAUUAAAAAACUCAAAAUGGCUCAUAAAAAUCAGCAGAGAAAUGAUCGCCAGGCAAUGAAAAGACGAGCGGCUCAGCAUAAAAAAGCAAGUGAAAAGAUUGACGAAAACCGAGCAGCCAAAAUGAAAGAGCGGAAGAAGGAGAUUAUGCGAAAUCUCGGAAAGGCACAUAAAAUCUGA
Molecule: messenger RNA, 3405 nt
Organism: Rhagoletis zephyria (snowberry fruit fly)
Lineage: Eukaryota; Metazoa; Arthropoda; Insecta; Diptera; Tephritidae
Source: RefSeq, a predicted model, not a curated record